Giardia duodenalis is the source of this 822-nucleotide messenger RNA. RefSeq lists its product as uncharacterized. The record is from RefSeq and is a predicted model, not a curated record. The transcript has a single exon. Bases 1 to 822 code for a protein of 273 amino acids. Lineage: Eukaryota; Fornicata; Diplomonadida; Hexamitidae.
AUGACAGAGGACAAGACCCCGUGGUCAUUGUCCUGGUUCAGAGCGCAGGGGUUUGAUUGCGAUCUUGAUGCUUCCUUUGAUUUUGCAAAAGACAAACUACAGCCUUCUGGAGCCUUUUCACAGAUCGAUCCGUCCCCUGUGCAGAAGUCCUCAUCUCCGCCAGACCUUCGGCUAGCGUCUCUUGAACCACCGAUCUAUGCUGAUGAUAGUUCGACUAGCACUUCGGACGAAGCUCAACUAGAACUCAUUUCCCAAGCUCUUAGUCAACUGACAUCUCUCACAAAGUGCACCCCAGACACCUCCUCCCUGGCCCAGGAAACGUUUGACAAACAUGUCACUAGCUCUGUUGUCGAGGCUUCUAAGUUGCUCCACUCGAUUGAUCGUAGUUUGGCAUUGGCCUCAUCAUCCCCACCCAUUCCUGAAAGUGAGCCACCGGCACCCACAUCCUACCCUCUGAUCCCUAAACCAACACAGCUGAUGGAUGAUGGGUCUGCCAUGCACACCUUGCCUAUGAAGAGGGUCAACCUGAUUGCUGGAGAGCUGAGGCUUCUUCAGCAUAAGAUCGGCGUUGCAGAGACCGAGCUUAUUCAGGCAGAACAGGCACUAUUAGCUAUCCCCGAUACAAACAGGUGUCGGAGACAGCAUCUACUCGAACAGCACGCAGCAAUUUCUGCCCAGUUGAAGACCUUCCGGGAGCAGUGGCAGCUCAUCGUCAAGGAACAAACACUGCAACUGAACGAAUUGCGGCACAACAUUGUUUACUACAAUAUAAGCGCGGACUCCGGACACAGAUUACCUCGCAUAGACUUACAGACAGAAUAG